CAAUCCAUCUCCUCUUGUGAUUUCAUAUCUGCUUCUCAGACGAACUCUCUGCGCUUAAUUCAUAACGUUAUCUUUCGAAUUUGCCCCUCCAAUUUUAACUUAAUUACAUAAAAUGUCCGGAACUCUAAUCUACUCCGCCGUUAACUCCCUUCGAUUCUCCCCGGGAAACAGCCUUCCUCAGCCCAAAACCACCGGACUCCUCCGCCACAAAAACGCGCGGUUUCCCACCGGAGCCACGUCGUUCAGAGCUUCGGCAGCUCAAACUCUCGACGCCGAGCCAGCCGUAACGGCAUCCUUUCGUCGGCAAGCGUCGAGUCUCUACGAACUGCUGAGAGUCGACGAGACGGCGUCGUUGACGGAGAUCAAGACGGCGUACAGGAGCUUAGCUAAGGUUCACCACCCGGACGCGUCGGAGGAAUCGGACGGACGAGAUUUCAUUGAGAUCCGUAAAGCUUACGCGACGCUGGCGGAUCCGACGACGAGAGCGAUCUACGAUUCGACGCUGGGAGCACGAGGGAGACGAGUGCACGCUGGAGCGAUGGGUCGGGCGAGUCGGGUUUACACGACGACCCGAUGGGAGACGGAUCAGUGUUGGUAGUUUAUAAGUCUUUAGGUUUCCGAUGAUUUUUUUUUUUACUUAAUUUCCCCCUUUCAUUAUUUUUUAAUUAAGGGGUAAAUAAGUUUUUUACAAGCUUUUUUUUAU
Raphanus sativus (radish) is the source of this 703-nucleotide messenger RNA. RefSeq names its product chaperone protein dnaJ 11, chloroplastic-like. Bases 113 to 598 code for a protein of 161 amino acids. The transcript has 2 exons. The record is from RefSeq and is a predicted model, not a curated record. Lineage: Eukaryota; Viridiplantae; Streptophyta; Magnoliopsida; Brassicales; Brassicaceae.